Molecule: messenger RNA, 2160 nt
Organism: Dichomitus squalens LYAD-421 SS1
Lineage: Eukaryota; Fungi; Basidiomycota; Agaricomycetes; Polyporales; Polyporaceae
Product: molybdenum cofactor biosynthesis prote
Exons: 8
Coding region: 256-2070 (604 amino acids)
Biological process (GO): Mo-molybdopterin cofactor biosynthetic process
Molecular function (GO): 4 iron, 4 sulfur cluster binding; GTP 3',8'-cyclase activity; metal ion binding
Source: RefSeq, a predicted model, not a curated record
GACGCUGAUGUCGACUGCAGGCCGUCUUCCAUAUGAAGGCCUCCAUCUCUCCUCUGUGCUGCUCUUACUGUGAAUAUGGUCCUCCGCCAUCUGCGCGGUUAUAGAUCUCCUAUCGUGCAAGUCAGUCGUGCUCUCAGGACGUACUCCGCGCUCGACCAUCCCGAUGUACUGCCAGAAAGGCCUCAGGGUGUCCAGCGUCGUGUUCAGGACAGGAUUGCUUCCAUUGAGGCCGAGCGCGGGGUCUCGCCCUUCCUGAUGGACGCAUACAACCGGCAGCACAACUACCUUCGCAUCUCGCUGACGGAACGCUGCAAUCUCCGAUGCUUCUACUGCAUGCCGAGCGAGGGCGUCGAACUAUCGCCACCAGAGCACCUCCUUUCGGAUGAUGAAGUCAUCCGUCUGGCAACGCUGUUCGUAAAGAGCGGCGUUUCCAAAAUACGACUGACGGGUGGAGAGCCUACCGUCAGAAAGGGCAUUGUCGAAAUAGUCGGCCGGCUCAACGAGCUGCGCAAAUAUGGGCUGCAGGCGAUCGGAAUGACGUCCAACGGCAUUGCGUUGCCCCGGAAAUUGCCCGCCCUUGUUCAGAAUGGGCUCACGCACCUGAACAUCAGCUUGGACACCCUUGACCCCUUCAAGUUUGAAAUAAUGACGCGCCGGAUGGGCCACGAUGCAGUACUGCGAUCACUCCGCGCGAGUUUGGCAACCCCAGAACUGCAGUCGGUGAAACUGAACGUCGUCGUCAUCAAAGGCUUGAAUGACCACGAGGUCUUGGACUUCGUCGAAAUGACGAAGGACAGCCGGUUGUCUGUGCGCUUCAUCGAGUUCAUGCCCUUCACAGGCAAUAAGUGGGACAAGGCGAAGAUGGUUCCGUCUUCAGAGUUACUCUCAAGUAUACAAGCACGGUAUCCGGCACUCCGCAAAGGCUCUGACGAGCUGAACGACACCGCGCGCUCAUACGUCAUACCUGGCUACAGAGGAAGUUUCGGUUUCAUCAGUAGCAUGUCCGACCACUUCUGCGGCUCUUGCAAUAGAUUGCGGCUUACUGCGGACGGACAAAUCAAGGUCUGUCUCUUCGACGCCAAGGAGGUUUCACUGCGGGACGAGAUGCGUCGAGGAGCGAGCGAUGACGUGCUUCUCAUGACCAUUGGCAGAGCGGUCUCAGGGAAGAAGGAAAAGCACGCCGGUAUGGAAGACAUCGACGUCGUCACAAAUCGACCCAUGAUUCUCAUCGGCGACGUGCAUCGCCCCGUCCCCACCCGGUCAAUUCAACGCUCACCGAGAUCGCGAUCGGAGUGUACCCGCAACUAUAGUCCGCGAGCGCAUGCCGCUCGCUCCCUUGCAGUACGGCGUUUCAGCACGGCACCCACUGGUCACGGUGGCACCCCAUCUGCACGCCUUACGCAUAUUGAUGACGCUGGCCGCGCCUCUAUGGUUGAUGUAUCUCCGAAAGAGCCUACUCGUCGGACCGCUACUGCAUCGGGUCGCAUAAUCAUCCCGAGGGUUGCUUACGAGCUCGUCACCGACGGCACUCAAGAAGCUGACCACGGACAUCUGGCCAACAACGCGGAGAUGACGGCUCUUCUCAAAGCGAAGGAGAAGGCCCGGUCGAAGGGAAACGUGCUCGUCGUCGCUCAGCUGGCAGCGAUCAUGGGCUGCAAGCGCACAUCGGAGCUCAUUCCGCUCUGCCAUCCUCUUCCCAUCUCGCAUGUUUCCGUGACGCUGCAGCCCGAAGCUCAUCAUAUCAACGUCGGCGUCCACUCCCGGUCCGCUUCCGACGCGCCUACGGUUGCUAUUGACAGCUUCGCAGUCCACACAAGGUCCGAGAUCGGGCUUGGGGAGGCGAGUCAGGAACCCACGUGCAGCAUCGUCUGUCGCGCAACAGUCUCGUGCGAGGGCAAAACCGGAGUGGAGAUGGAAGCCCUGACUGCGGUAUCUGUCGGGCUGCUGACAGUGUGGGACAUGCUCAAGGCAGUAGCCGGGAAGGAAAUGGUCAUCGGAGAAAUCUUGGUAGAACGCAAGACCGGCGGGAAGAGUGGUGACUUCGAGCGGUGGAGUGCGGAACAGGAGUGACGGUGAGGCGAUGCUUUGUGUCGGCAUACCACAUGAAUGGCAAUUCGCAAUCUUCGUGUGCAUGAAAGCUCGCGGUCAAUUGCGAUUAGC